AUGCGGUGUUUCAAGAAUCGCUGCAGCACACCUCUGGAGCGCUUUGCUGCAUCCUUGACGAGGGGGGAUGUGGACACACCACAGGAGUUCCCCAUCUUGUUCCCGAUGUACACAGUGCUUCUCGAUGUUGUGCUGCAGAUGACCAGUGUCAGGCCACACGAACAACUUGUGGAGGAAGGUGCGUUGACGAUCUUCAAGGAGGGCAUGGGGCAAGCACUGUUCGUGUCACAUCAAUGGGUCACCAAGUCACAUCCAGACCCAGAGUUCAAGCAGUUCCGGGUAUUGCAAGAGGCAUUGCAGAACAUCAUGUCGGGUGUCAGCCAAGUUUCGACGGACAUGAUCACGGAGGCAAUAUUUGGGCUUACCAAGGCGCUGUCGGCCUCUGAAUUGCAGCCGGGCAAACUCUUCUUGUGGUACGACUAUUUCUGCUGUCCACAGGAUCCAGUCCUCACCCUCCAUUGCUCCGGACAAAAAGCUGGAAAUGCCAUCGAGAGCAAUCAGCAGCGAGCAAUCAGCAGCAUUCCGGCUUACAUCUCCAAGUGCAAGUUCUUCAUGGCGCUUUGCCCGGUCGUUGAGAGCCCAGAUGAGUCCCAAGUGUUCAGCCAGUUCACGUGGGCUGGCAGAGGAUCGGGAUAUUGGUUUGCUGGUUUGAACAAUGCAAAAGGAAGGAUCAAUGAAGGGAGCGGACGGUGGGCGGGACAGAGUGAGCGGGACACGGAACAGGAGAUUACAACGCCUUUGACAGUGGACUCACCAGGCGACGGUCAAUUCAGUGUGGAGCAGGACCGUGCUGCUGUCGCUCCUGUCUUGAAGAGCGUUUUGAAGAGCAAGCUCCUCAUGCAUUUGGUGGAGGGUGACUUUGUCAACUACCGAAUACUACUGAACCAACAAAAUGCUCGUCUACGUGGUCUUCCGGCAGAGAGCAACGAUGAUUUGGUGCCUGGGUUUGAGCCGCCAUCUCAUGCAGGAAAAGCUGAAACGGCUUUGGCCAAGUUUCUGUAUCAGAACGGAUUCAAACAUCCGCUUGAACGUGACAAAGCCGGUUGGUCUACCCUGUGCUAUGCAUCGGUGAGAGGUGAUCCGGACUUGGUGCAAGCAUUGCUGAGCUGUCGUGCAAAUCCCAACGACAAAAUCACCAGGGCACAGCCCCAGCUUGGCAUCGACAAGGGGAUCAGUGUUCGGGGCAUUCUCCAAACUGCGUUGAGCUGUGCCUGUUAUGUGGAUGACGCAGAAGCAGUGCACCGCCUCUGUGAUUCAGGCGGUGAUCCCAACGAAACGAAUACCUUUGGGGUUUCUGCUUUGCGGCAGGCCUGUGUGACAGGGUCCCUUCACGCAAUGGCAGCCUUGUUUGAGCAUACGGACAAGUUGGACAUGUCUCUGUCGCUGCAUUGGGUUGCCAUGGGACAGGGCGGAUCUGCGAAGGCCAUCGACAUGCUAAUCAACGCCCGGGCGGACGUAAACGAACGGUAUCGACCAAACAUGUUCAGCCCUUUCGGCAUGCUUUGGCGGAUAAAGGGGCUUCAACAUAACCCCGGUGGAAAAACAACCCAGCUUCGCAUUGUUGGCUACCAUCACUAUGGAGCCACACCGCUCAUGAUAGCCAUCAUCUGCGGAAACUACGAAGCAGCAGCAGCCCUCUUGGUGAGAGGAGCAAGGUGUGAAAGUACGAACAGCCCGGAGCUCCCGGAGCUCUGGGCUUUUGUGCCGGGCCGGGACAAGGGCUACGAUGGCUGCAGUCCGGCCUCUGUGAAGUUCUCGCCGGCAGGUAUUCACGUGGUGGUUCAGCGCUGCUCCAAGGCUCGGCUUCUUUUGGCAGAGUCCGAGGACAAGUGGGCAGAAGUUGGAAGAGGCCUGGUUUUACAUGUUUCCUUCUCCAAAGGUGCCGCUUCAGAGGCAGGCGCUGACAGCGAAGUCGCCGCUCGCUGUUUGAAGCAAGCAGCGAAGUCGCUGCUGACGGCUCCGCUCUCGUCAUCAGGGCAGUGGCAAAGUGACCACGCCGAUGCCGAGUCCGUGCUGAAGCUAUGCUCCCGGGGCGAGGCACAAAGCUUGCUGAUCGUCCCGCAAGCAUCCUUGGUUUGCAAGCUGGAGCUGGGUGACAGGAAUCUUAAGUAUCAUCAGCAGUGCCCGCGGGACACCGCGGCCGCUUUGCCAAGAACUGAGUUCCAUUGA
Symbiodinium sp. CCMP2592 is the source of this 2169-nucleotide messenger RNA. NCBI's taxonomy places the organism in Eukaryota, Dinophyceae, Suessiales, Symbiodiniaceae. The record is from the annotation of a GenBank genome assembly.